Megalops cyprinoides (Indo-Pacific tarpon) is the source of this 1142-nucleotide messenger RNA. Its product is annotated as hydrolethalus syndrome protein 1 homolog. The record is from RefSeq and is a predicted model, not a curated record. Gene Ontology annotation, biological process: cilium assembly. Gene Ontology annotation, cellular component: centriole; non-motile cilium. Bases 44 to 1111 code for a protein of 355 amino acids. Lineage: Eukaryota; Metazoa; Chordata; Actinopteri; Elopiformes; Megalopidae. The transcript is spliced from 12 exons.
CCGAACUGGCUUGCUUAGUAUAUAUAAGUGGCAACAACUGGAAAUGGACGGAGUUGAUUUUUCAGAAGACGAAAUUGAACACCAUUUGGCAACACUAGGCUAUAUGAAUAUUCCAAAACGCAGGCUACGUGAAUUCAAACAAGAUCUAGACCAACUGAUUCAACACGAGAAGUCGAGGAGCCAGAGUUCAAGUGAUUGCGAUUCCCUGAGGUCCCAGAGCGGCGGCAACAAGGGCUCUCCACCCGCAUUCCGCAUGAGGAUCACUUCUCCGACAAGACUUGUAUGGCCAAAAAAUCAGGUGGUGCAUUCAGCAUAUGUUGCAGACAACCUCAGUGGGGUGCAGGAGCAGUGUGAUUCAUACACUCAGUAUUCAGUGUCUGCCAAGUGCCCCCAGACUUCAGCUGGCCUCCACAGGUUGGAAGAACAGAUUAACUCUGCAAAUGUCACCAGUUCUGUUUUGGACACCAGCAAGUCUUCAGGUCCCCACAGUGCCUAUACAUUUAUUGGAAAGCCAGUUCUCAGACGAAAGGUUUUAAGGAAACAAAGGGGUCAGUUUCAUGUUUGUGAUGAAUCAAUACGCAAUGAAGACUCAGCAGUUGGCAGGCUGGAGGACCAGUUGGAGGGGCUGCACAUGUCAGUGUCUGAAUCUGAGCAACUGGAACUGGUGCCGCUGAAUGAAGAGAUGGGCAGUCUGGGUAACAAGACCAGCUUUGAAGCAGCAACAGCGUUCCAGGUCUACACUAGAGGCAUGUCCAGAUCCGCAAGUGAGAAUGAUAUUCAGACUCACCCAAAAUCCUUUAUUCGGCCACAAUCAUGUCACCCGCACACAAGAAACUUGAAGAAGACCGAUCCUGUCACAAAGUAUUUCCAGUAUAAACAGGAUUGGGAGACUUUCAGAGCACCAGGAGAAACAAGCAGAAAAGGACUUCGUUGGGAAAUACGGGAGCAAAUGAUGUGUAAAAGCCAACCUUCUAGACAGAAGCCUCAGAAGAUUUAUGUCCCCAACACCUAUGUUGUACCAACAGAAAAGAAACGGUCUGCAUUAAGAUGGGAAGUGCGAAAUGAUUUGGCAAAUGGAAUCCAACCCCCCAAAAUCAUCUACCCGUUGUAGGGGGGGGGAGUGCCUUCCUUAAGUUUUAAUA